AGCAGAGUGAGAGGCAGAGUAUUGUAGGUCCGCGGGCAGCGGGAGCGCCGUCUGGUGUCAGGCGCGGCGCAUAAGUGGAUUUAUGAGACGCAGCUGUUGAGCGGCUGUCAGACGUGUGCGAGGAGCUCGACCGCUGCUCCUGCUGCUGCUCGCCGAGCUCCCGUUACGUAGAAAAGAAGGCGAGCGAGCCUCGCCACGACCACGAUAGCAGAUGGUGGGUGAGCAGUACGAGACCAGCACAGAGGGCAGCAGCGUGCCCGGACCUGUGCCCGAGCACAUAUACAAGGUUGGCAUCUAUGGCUGGCGGAAGCGCUGUCUCUACCUGUUUGUCCUGCUGCUCAUCAUCAUCCUGGUGGUCAACCUGGCCCUCACCAUCUGGAUCUUCAGGGUCAUGUGGUUCAACUCGGAGGGAAUGGGCCUUCUGCAAGUCCACUCCGAUGGCGUGAAGCUGGAGGCGGGCGAAUCCGAGUUCCUGUUGCCCCUCUACGCUGAAGAGAUCCACUCCAGGGAAGACUCUCCACUACUUGUACACUCGGAUACGGAAAACGUUUACCUCAAUGCCCGCGAUGAAAAUGGUGACGUCACAGGGAGGAUGUUUGUGGGUCCAAAACAGGCUGAAGGACACACUCCAAACAUGCUCAUCAGCUCCUCCAACAACAACAUGCUGUUCUCUGCAGAUGACAAACAGGCUGUGAUUGGACCAGACAAACUGCGCAUCACAGGUCCUGAAGGAGCUCUGUUCCAACAUUCAGUGGAGGUUCCCCUCCUCAAGUCGGAGCUCUUCAAAGACCUGAGGUUGGAAUCUCCAACUCGUUCACUCACUAUGGACGCUCCAAAGGGAGUUCAUUUAAAAGCCUUGGCUGGAAACAUCGAAGCGGCCUCCAACAUGGACGUUAUCCUGCAGUCCAGCGUGGGACUGUUGGUGCUGGAUGCUGAAACGGUGCGCAUGGCCAAUCUGCCCCAGAGCCAAGGAGGAGUUUCCGGGAAUGCCGAGGGUCUCUUUGAAGUGUGCGUGUGUCCCAGUGGCAAGCUUUUUCUGUCCAAGGCUGGCGUCACCUCCACUUGCAGUGACAACCAGGAGUGCUAAAAUGUGGUUCCUUCCUGCAGGCUACAAGCACACAUUUUUUGUUUGUUUGUUUGUUUUAUAUUAACACUAAACGUGUGUGGAUCACAGUGCUAAAACCCCCACCAGCAGGGGGAGUUGUGCUUGCUGGAGGACAUAGUAUAUUUAAAUAAACACACGCACAUGCACACACACACACACAGUUUUAUGGCUGGGCAAUAAGGAGCUGCUUUACAGCUUACAUCCUAUGCAAUAUAAUCUUCUGGUGCAAUAUAUACAAAGUGACACAUGUCAAGGGCUUGGAGUGAUGGCAGGGAAAAAAAUAUGUAUGAAUCAGAUUAGUUGUGAAAUAAUUUCUUGCGUUUUGUGGCUCCAAGCUUUGUGUUUUGUUUUGGUAUUUAGCAUGUUUACUUGAUUGUGAAAAAUGAGAAAUGAUGCAACAGCUUCAUUACGCACGCCCGCAGAAUCUAAUAAGGGCCAAUACGAGAGUUGUAUUAAAAGGCAUGCCUUUAAAAAUGAUAUAGUACAUAGCUUUGAUUUACAGUUUGGUUAAAUUGACAUUAUUAUUGUUUGCACUUUGGAGAAGUGGAGAAAUAAUAUUUACCUUAUUUAUCAAGACGAGUGGGUUAAAAAUAAAAGCUCACCGUAGCACAGUUGUACGCCUCUGCAAACUACAACGGCAAUAAUAUACUUAUUAAAUUAAUACCUCACUGAUACUGAGCAUUGUUAUCUUUGUAAAGACUGACUACAGCAUACAUUUUGGAUCUUAUUAGAGAUGCAGGUGUACCUAAUGUUGCCAUUGGGUUUAUAAAUAUAAUAUCACUGUCGCAAAUGCGAAGUAACAAACUUGUUAUAUUUCAACUGAAUUACAGGGUGUCUAUUUUGAUCUUUACAUCUUGUUGAAAUUGUGUACUUCUACUGUCAAGCAAAAACCAAACAUGUUUAUUGUUCAACUUUGGAUUUAAUUUGUUUUUAAAGUAGACCCACCCCCCAAAAAAACAAAAAAGACAAUAAAGUUAUUUGCUGUAAGAUGA
Phyllopteryx taeniolatus (common seadragon) is the source of this 2097-nucleotide messenger RNA. RefSeq names its product sarcoglycan, gamma (gene sgcg). Bases 212 to 1087 code for a protein of 291 amino acids. The record is from RefSeq and is a predicted model, not a curated record. Gene Ontology annotation, cellular component: sarcoglycan complex; sarcolemma. Lineage: Eukaryota; Metazoa; Chordata; Actinopteri; Syngnathiformes; Syngnathidae. Gene Ontology annotation, biological process: heart contraction; cardiac muscle tissue development. The transcript has 8 exons.